UUAGACCCACCAAAGAUUCCCAUUUCCCUCUGUUUUUGAUGGGGAAUUACAGAUUUAGAUUUUCAGACAUGAUCCCCAAUGCCUGGUUCUACAAGCUCAAAGACAUGGGCAGAACCAGAAACCAUUUCAACAAGACCAAGAAACACCAACAGACAGAGCCACCAAAACCAAAGCAACCCCACCACCAGGGUUCUUAUCCCAGAAAGUCCUACUAUUUCUCCAGGGACCUUGUUUCCCACGACAGAUUCUGCAAUUCUCCCAAAUCCACAGACCCACCAAGGAAAUCUUCCAGAAGGAUAAGAUCCCGGAAGGUAGCAGCUGCCAGGGCUUCCCCAAAGCUCGUCGCCUCCCCUGUCUACCCGGGUUGCAGCUGCCGGGCGACACUCUGGAGUAAACCUGACGAUUCUCCGCCGCCAGAGUACUCUGCUUCUUAUUCUUCUGAUGGGUCUUUGGGGCUGGAGAUUGGCGAAUCUUUUCCGCCGGAAUUUAGGACGGACCGUAUUCUGACUACUGAAUCGUUCGACGACAUGGUCGCCUGGUCCCGUUCCGACGCCAAAGAUAUCGUUAUCGAUGUGCAAGAGAUUGAGCUUCCUCCAAUCAUUACCAAACCGGAGAAACUCAACGAUUAUGUGAAGGAUUUGAAGAAGAAAGAUCAGAAGGAAGACGAAACCACCAACUACCAUCGGAGUUCGCUCUCCGUCAAGGUGAUGAAGGCAGAGAGAAUCACAAUGAAAGAACAACGGAACACCACCCCUGUUAGAAAAUUGUCAUCAAAUUCUCCUGGGGUUAAGCUCAGGAUCAAUUCUCCCAGAAUUGCCAGCCGGAAAAUCCAAGCACAUGCUCGGAAAAGUGUUUCAUCAACCUCAAGCUCAGGUUCCCGGCGAAGCCUGUCGGAUAGUCUGGCGGUGGUGAAGUCGUCGUUCGAUCCCCAGAGAGACUUCAGGGAAUCAAUGGUGGAAAUGAUUGUGCAGAACAACAUCAGGGCAUCCAAGGACUUGGAAGAUUUGCUUGCUUGUUACCUUACCUUGAAUUCCGAUGAAUAUCAUGAUCUUAUUAUCAGGGUUUUCAAACAAAUCUGGUUUGAUUUGAGUGAUCAAGCCCAGUUGAAGUUGUGAUUUUGUUUAAAUUUCUCUGAAAUGUAAAUCUUUUCUUCUGUUCUAUACUUUUAUUAUAAAUAAUUUUGUGUUCUUAAUCUUUUAUUUAUUUAUUUAUUUUUGAAUAAUUGUAAUGUAAUUUG
This is a messenger RNA of Rubroshorea leprosula, 1237 nucleotides long. The record is from the annotation of a GenBank genome assembly. NCBI's taxonomy places the organism in Eukaryota, Viridiplantae, Streptophyta, Magnoliopsida, Malvales, Dipterocarpaceae.